Messenger RNA from Eimeria mitis, 327 nucleotides. RefSeq lists its product as uncharacterized. The transcript has a single exon. Gene Ontology annotation, molecular function: ice binding. Lineage: Eukaryota; Apicomplexa; Conoidasida; Eucoccidiorida; Eimeriidae. The record is from RefSeq and is a predicted model, not a curated record. Bases 1 to 327 code for a protein of 108 amino acids.
AUGCUUCGCUCUAUCCAAAACUCUAUCUCCUCUCCUGCAUCCGCGCUGCGCCCUGCAGCAGCAGCAGCAGCAGCAGCAACAGCAGCAGCAGCAGCAGCAGUAUUAGUAUCAGUAUUAGUGGUAGUAGUAGUAGUAGCAGCAGAAGCGGCAGUGGUAGUAGUAGCAGCAGCAGCAGCAGCAGUAGCAGCAGCAGCAGUAGCAGCAACAGCAGCAGCAACAGCAGCAACAGCAGCAGCAGCAGCAGCAGCAGCAGCAGCAACAGCAGCAGCAGCAGCAGCAGCAGUAGUAGUAGUGGUAGUGGUAGUAGUAGUAGCGGCAGCAGAAUAA